GCCUCCUAGCAAGUCCUGGAGCCGCGGUGAACCAGCCGGCUGAGCCGGGCGCCGGGACACUCACCGCGUCGGCGACGGCGGCGCUCGCCCGGGGGCAGAGAGCGCGCGACUCCGGGCUUGGCUGGGCGACCACCGCCCCGCGCCGGGAGCCCCGGCUCCCAGCCCAGAGAGCCCAGAGAGCCAGGCAGCGAGCCGGGGCGCACUCUGCAGCCCCCCGCCGGCCCCCCGCCCCCGGCUCGGGUGGGGAGGGGUGAAGAAUGUGCCACCAGCUGUUCCCCGCUCGCGGUCGCUGCGCCCUGGAGUGAGCAACUUGGAGACAAAAGGCUGCCAUCCGGACUCCAGGAGUUAGAGACCCGGGUCCGGGCCGAACAAAAGGGGCGCCGGACGGGACGGGCAGGGGCGCGGGCGAUGGCCUCCGGGGAGCCCCGCGGGCUGGGGUUCCGGGGAGCCGCGCCGUGACGCGCCAGGGGUGCCCCCCGGACCUGCGGCGGGACAGACUUCGGCGAGCCGGACGGACGCCGGCCCCGGGCGAGCUGGGGAGCGCACGGGAACAAUGGACAACUUCUUCCCCGAGAUUAGAAGAGGAACCAGAGCUUUAGCUGCUCAGCUCUGGCGUAUGUCUUUGCUGGGGCUCGAACCCGGACUGUCAGGCUUGCAAAUCCAGUGCUCUGGCCCACUGAGCUCUCCCUGGGGCCCUCCCAGCUUUUAUUUCUCUGCCCUUGACUGGUUACCAGGGAAAUUCAAGGGCGCCCGGGUCUGGCUGCGGGAGAAUGGGCAGCACUUCCCCAGCACCGUCAGCUCCUGUGCGGAGGGUGUCGUGGUUUUCCGGACAGACUACGGACAGGUGUUCACGUACAAGCAGAGCACAAUCACUCACCAGAAGGUCACGGCCAUGCACCCGAUGAACGAGGAGGGCGUGGAUGACAUGGCUGCCUUGGCAGAGCUCCACGGGGGUGCUAUCAUGCACAACCUCUACCAGCGCUACACGAGGAGUCAGAUCUAUACCUACAUCGGCUCCAUCAUCGCCUCGGUGAACCCCUACAAGCCCAUCGGCGGGCUGUACGAGCGCGCCACCAUGGAGCGCUACAGCAGAUGCCACCUGGGCGAGCUGCCCCCCCACAUCUUUGCUGUCGCCAACGAGUGUUACCGCUGCCUGUGGAGGCGACACGACAACCAGUGUGUGCUCAUCAGCGGGGAAAGUGGUGCGGGGAAGACUGAAAGCACGAAGCUGAUCCUCAAGUUCUUGUCAGCCAUCAGCCAGCAGUCUCUGGAGCUGACCUUGAAGGAGCAGACGUCCUGUGUGGAGCAGGCCAUUCUGGAAAGCAGCCCCAUCAUGGAGGCGUUCGGCAACGCAAAGACCGUCUACAAUAACAACUCCAGUCGCUUCGGGAAGUUCGUGCAGCUGAACAUCUGCCAGAAGGGGAAUAUUCAGGGCGGGAAGAUUGUAGAUUAUUUAUUAGAAAAAAACCGAGUAGUCAGACAGAAUCCGGGGGAGAGGAAUUAUCACAUAUUCUAUGCACUGCUGGCAGGGCUGGAACAUAAAGAGAGAGAAGAGUUUUAUUUAUCUGUACCAGAAGACUACCACUACUUGAAUCAGUCUGGAUGUGUAAAAGACAAGACAAUCAGUGACCAGGAAUCCUUUCAGGAAGUUACUGCAGCCAUGGAGGUGAUGCAGUUCAGCAAGGAGGAAGUGAGGGAGGUGUUGAGGUUGCUGGCUGGAAUACUGCAUCUUGGGAACAUCGAGUUUAUCACCGCUGGGGGCGCCCAGGUCUCCUUCAAAACGGCCUUGGUCAGGUCCGCAGAGUUACUUGGACUGGAGCCAGCACAGCUCACGGAUGCCCUGACCCAGAGAUCCAUGUUCCUCAGGGGUGAAGAAAUCCUCACGCCUCUCAACGUUCAGCAGGCGGCGGACAGCAGGGACUCCCUGGCCAUGGCGCUUUAUGCCCGCUGUUUUGCGUGGGUCAUCAAGAAGAUCAACAGCAGGAUCAAGGGCAAAGAUGACUUCAAAUCCAUCGGCAUCCUUGACAUCUUUGGAUUUGAAAACUUUGAGGUGAAUCACUUUGAGCAGUUCAACAUCAAUUAUGCAAACGAGAAGCUCCAGGAGUAUUUCAACAAGCACAUUUUCUCUCUGGAGCAACUGGAAUACAGUAGAGAAGGCCUCGUGUGGGAAGAUAUUGACUGGGUAGACAAUGGAGAAUGCCUGGACUUGAUCGAGAAGAAACUUGGCCUCCUCGCCCUGAUCAAUGAAGAAAGCCAUUUUCCUCAAGCCACUGACAGCACGUUACUGGAGAAGUUGCACAACCAACACGCUAAUAACCACUUUUAUGUGAAGCCUAGAGUUGCAGUCAACAAUUUUGGAGUGAAACACUACGCUGGAGAGGUUCAGUAUGAUGUCCGGGGCAUCUUGGAGAAGAACAGAGACACCUUUAGAGAUGAUCUUCUCAACUUGCUCAGAGAAAGCCGAUUCGACUUCAUCUAUGACCUCUUUGAGCAUGUUUCAAGCCGCAACAACCAAGACACUUUGAAAUGUGGGAGCAAACAUCGGAGGCCCACAGUCAGCUCACAGUUCAAGGACUCUCUGCAUUCCUUAAUGGCAACACUGAGCAACUCUAAUCCUUUCUUUGUUCGCUGUAUCAAGCCAAACACGCAGAAGAUGCCUGACCAUUUUGACCAGGCCGUGGUGCUGAACCAGCUGCGGUACUCAGGGAUGCUGGAGACGGUUAGGAUCCGCAAAGCAGGCUACGCCGUGCGAAGACCCUUUCAGGAUUUCUACAAAAGGUAUAGAGUGCUGAUGAGGAAGGAGGCGGUGCCCGAGGACAUCAGGGGCAAGUGCACAGCCCUGCUGCAGCUCUACGAUGCCUCCCACAGCGAGUGGCAGCUGGGAAAGACAAAGGUCUUCCUUCGAGAAUCCUUGGAGCAGAAACUGGAGAAGCAUCGGGAGGAGGAGGUGACGCGGGCGGCCAUGGUGAUCCGGGCCCACAUUUUGGGCUAUUUGGCACGGAAACAGUACCGGAAGGUCCUCCUGGGUGUGGUGACCAUCCAGAAGAACUACCGAGCCUUCAUCCUGAGGAGAAGGUUUCUGUGCCUGAGGAAGGCCGCCCUGGUGUUCCAGAAGCAGCUCAGGGGUCAGAGGGCCCGGCGUGCCUAUCGGCAGCUGCUGGCUGAAAAGCAGGCGGAGGAGGAGAAACGGAGGCGGGAGGAGGAGAAGCGGAGGAAGGAGGAGGAGAAGCAGAGGCAGGAGGAGGAGAAGCGGAGGCAGGAGGAGGAGGAGCAGAGAAAACGAGAGCAAACACAGAAGGAAGUUGAGCUCCAGGCCCGACAGGAGGCGGCCGCGGAGAAGCAGAGGGAGGACCAGCAGGUGGAGGCCAUCCUGCGGCUGGAGCGCGAGAUCGAGGACCUGCAGCGCCGCAAGGAGCGCCAGGAGCUGUCUCUGAGCGAGACGGAGCUGCGGCGCCUGCAGGAGCUGCGGGACCUGGAGCUGCGGCGCCUGGAGGACGAGGCCUGCCGCGCCGCGCACGACUUCCUGGCCUCGCUCAACUUCCACGAGAUCGACCAGUGCGUGCGCGACAUCGAGCGCUCCCUGGCGGCGGGCGCGGGGAACUGCAGCCGGCCCGGCGGCCUGGGGCAGGGGCGGCGCGGGGCGCACGGCCAGCGGGAGGAGGACGACGAGGUGGACGAGGGCUUCGGGGGUGCCGACGACGAGGCCUUCAAGGACUCGCCCAACCCCAGCGAGCACGGCCACUCGGACCAGCGCACCAGCGGCAUCCGCACCAGCGACGAGUCCUCCGAGGAGGACCCCUACAUGAACGACACGCUGGCCCCCGCCAGCCCCGACUCCACCCUGCUGCUCGCCGCCUCCCCCUCCGCCUCGCCCCCCUCCUCCUCCUCUUCCUCGGCCGGGGACCGCACCUACUGCGUGCCCCAGCACCCCGGGGACCCCCCGGCGCCCCAGGACGACGAUGCCCCUGGUGACUACGACUAUGGUGACUACGCGCCCCCGGGGGAGGACUCGGCCGACGGGCCCAGCACUGCGGGCGGCAGCGUGGCCUUGUCGCACUCGGGGUGCGGUCAGUGGUCCCCCGACUACCGCUGCUCCGUGGGCACCUACACCAGCUCCUCCGGCGCCUACCGCUUCAGCUCCGAGGGCGCACAGUCCUCCUUUGAAGACAGUGAGGAAGACUUCGACGCCAGGUUCGACACAGAUGAUGAGCUGUCAUACCGGAGGGACUCUGUGUACAGCUGCGUCACGCUGCCUUACUUCCACAGCUUCCUCUACAUGAAAGGCGGCCUGAUGAACUCGUGGAAGCGGCGCUGGUGCGUGCUCAAGGACGAGACGUUCCUGUGGUUCCGCUCCAAGCAGGAGGCCCUCAAGCAGGGCUGGCUGCACAAGAAGGGCGGCGGCUCGUCCACGCUGUCGCGGCGGAACUGGAAGAAGCGCUGGUUCGUGCUGCGCCAGUCCAAGCUCAUGUACUUCGAGAACGACAGCGAGGACCGGCUCAAGGGCGCCUUGGAAGUGCGCACAGCCAAAGAGAUUAUCGACAACACCAGCAAAGAGAACGGCAUCGACAUCGUCAUGGCCGACAGGACGUUCCACCUCAUCGCCGAGUCCCCCGAGGAUGCCAGCCAGUGGUUCAGCGUGCUGAGUCAGGUCCAUGCGUCCACGGACCAGGAGAUUCGAGAGAUGCACGAUGAGCAGGCAAACCCCCAGAACGCUGUGGGCACCUUGGACGUGGGCCUGAUCGACUCCGUGUGCGCCUCUGACAGCCCCGACAGACCAAACUCGUUUGUGAUCAUCACGGCCAACCGGGUCCUUCACUGCAACGCUGACACACCAGAGGAGAUGCACCACUGGAUCACACUGCUGCAGCGCUCCAAGGGGGACACCCGAGUGGAGGGACAGGAGUUCAUCGUGAGAGGCUGGCUGCACAAAGAAGUAAAGAACAACCCCAAGAUGUCCUCACUAAAGCUCAAGAAGCGGUGGUUCGUGCUCACGCACAAUUCCUUAGAUUACUAUAAGAGCUCGGAGAAGAAUGCCCUGAAACUCGGCACCCUGGUCCUCAACAGCCUCUGCUCCGUGGUCCCCCCGGAUGAGAAGAUCUUCAAGGAGACAGGUGAGCGGGGUAGACGGUGUGGGGACUCUCGGGACCCCCAGCCACAGAAUUCAGAGAGGGCUAGAGUGAGAUUCCUCCCUCGGUUGCCCCUCAUGACAUCAGUUCCUCCCCCCCCCCCCCCAAAGAGCUGUGGUCACGUUCUCUUCAGAGGAUGCCCCCGGUUCAGCAGAAGGUUCUUUCUUUUUAUUUGUUUGUUUGUUUAUUCAUUUAUUUUCCCUUUUGUUGCCCUUGUUUUGAGAGAGGGAGAGAGAGAGAGAGAGAUAUGGAGGCAAGGAAAUAAAAUAAGAUCCCACGUCAGGAAUAGCCCCUGUGCACCUGCGCGCAUGUUACCGUCAGCUUGCUUUCUCCCUCUAAUGGCUUCUCUCUGCAUCUUCAAGGAGAACUGCCUCAACUUGGAUGUGGUGGAGCAGAUUUACAAGCGGAACCCCAUCCUGCGCCACACCCACCACCCCCUGCACUCCCCGCUCCUACCCCUCCCCUAUGGAGACAUCAACCUCAACCUGCUCAAAGACAAAGGCUACACCACCCUGCAGGACGAGGCCAUCAAGAUCUUCAACUCCCUGCAGCAGCUGGAGUCGGUCUCGGACCCGGUGCCCAUCAUCCAGGGCAUCCUGCAGACGGGCCAUGACCUCCGUCCACUGCGGGACGAGCUGUACUGCCAGCUCAUCAAGCAGACCACCAAGGUGCCCCAGCCGGGCAGUGCGGGCAACCUGUACAGCUGGCAGAUCCUGACCUGCCUCAGCUGCACCUUCCUGCCCAGCCGCGGCAUCCUCAAGUACCUCAAGUUCCACCUCAGGAGGAUCCGGGAGCAGUUCCCAGGCACGGAGAUGGAGAAAUACGCCCUCUUCACAUACGAGUCCCUGAAGAGAACCAAGUGCAGAGAGUUUGUGCCGUCCCGGGACGAGAUCGAGGCUCUGAUCCAGCGGCAGGAGAUGACGUCCACCGUGUACUGCCAUGGUGGGGGCUCGUGCAAGAUCACCAUCAACUCCCACACCACAGCCGGGGAGGUGGUGGAGAAGCUGAUCCGGGGCCUGGCAAUGGAGGACAGCAGGAACAUGUUCGCCUUGUUUGAGUACAACGGGCACAUUGACAAAGCCAUUGAGAGCCGGACCAUCGUGGCGGACGUCUUAGCCAAAUUUGAAAAGUUGGCUGCCUCAUCAGAAGGGGCCGAGCUGCCCUGGAAAUUCUACUUCAAGCUCUACUGCUUCCUGGACACGGACAACGUGCCCAAAGACAGCGUGGAGUUUGCCUUCAUGUUUGAACAGGCCCACGAAGCCGUCAUCCACGGCCACUACCCUGCCCCGGAAGAAAACCUCCAGGUGCUGGCGGCUCUGCGGCUACAGUACCUGCAGGGCGAUUACACGCUACACGCCACCCUGCUGCCCCUGGAGGAGGUCUACUGCCUGCAGAGACUCAGGGCCCGCAUCAGCCAGUCCACCAAAAGCUUCAGCCCCUGCGAGAGACUGGAGAAACGGAGGACCAGCUUCCUGGAGGGGACGCUGCGACGCAGCUUCCGCACGGGCUCCAUGGUCCGGCAGAAGGCCGAGGAGGAGCAGAUGCUGGACAUGUGGAUCAAGGAAGAGGUCUGCUCUGUGCGAGCCAGCAUCAUCGACAAGUGGAAGAAGUUCCAGGGCAUGAGCCAAGAGCAGGCCAUGGCCAAAUACAUGACCUUGAUCAAGGAUUGGCCCGGCUACGGCUCAACGCUCUUUGAUGUGGAGUGCAAGGAAGGUGGCUUCCCCCAGGAGCUCUGGCUGGGUGUCAGCGCUGACGCUGUCUCAGUAUACAAGCGUGGGGAGGGCCGGCCCUUGGAAGUCUUCCAAUACGAACACAUCCUCUCCUUCGGGGCGCCCCUGGCAAACACCUACAAGAUCGUGGUGGACGAGAGGGAGCUGCUCUUUGAAACCAGUGAGGUGGUGGACGUGGCGAAGCUCAUGAAAGCCUACAUCAGCAUGAUCGUGAAGAAACGCUACAGCACCUCACGCUCCGUCAGCAGCCAGGGCAGCUCCAGGUGAAGACGGAGCCGGAACCAACUUCUGCAUCUGGAAGCCUCCACCCAAAAAAACAGAGCCCUCGCCCCGGCUUUCUGGAAGCCCCUGGGUGGGGAAGGGCUGUGACUCUGUACAGGGGUCUCUUGCCCCCUGUUCCUAAGUGACCAUGCAUUCAGCUGUCACCUUUAACCUCUAGCCACCUGCCCCGUGUCCAUAACUUCACUCCUCUUUGAUGACACAUGCCUUAAAAGAGAGAGAGAAGGAAAAAAAAAGAGAGAGAACAAAGCCACACCACCACCACCACCAAAGCAGCCAGAUGUGCCUUAACGCGUGGAACCAACACUCAGUGACCUUAACUGUGCUAAUGAAGGACGCCCCCAUCCUGUGGGAAGCAGGGCAGGGAGAUUUGCAGAGCUUGGAGGUGGGGCUGCUGGACCCAUCACUGCUGCACUAACCUCCCGGCCCGAUUUCCCCACUUGUGGGGGGAAGGUGAGGGCACGGGAUGGGCCCCGGGGAGCCCCAGGGACAGUGUGUCUUAGAGAGACAGUGUGUUUUCAGCGGGGUGCUGCAGGCAGCCUUCCCGGCCAGUGUGUAUUAACCUUUUAUUCCCCCCCCCUCCCCCCGUCUCAGCCUUAAAGCCUGCACACUCACCUGUGUGGGCAGGUGUGCGGGACCGCCUUGCUUUUCAUCUCUGUGCCACAAGCAUCAAGGGAGAAAGAACGUGCAAUGGUGUAAACUGUGUAUUUUUUGAGAGUCGAGAGAGUUCUAGCCUGCAGUGCUACCUUUCUAAGGGAGAUGCUUUAGUAACGACCCAGAAGCCUGGAUCGCUCUUCCUUCCCCUCUCCCCUACCCCUUGCCCCCAUCCCCACCCCACCCCUGUCUUUACUGGACCUCGGAAGCCACAUUUGGACUCCCAUUUUAGUGGCUGUGUAGCAAAGCCUGCCUUCUGUGUCUGCUGCCUUUCUGCGCAGAUGUGCAGCCUCCAAAUAGCUGUAUUUAUGAACCACUCCCAAGCCCCUGGCUCCACGGCUGCCUUUAGAGUUCUUAUGAAGACAGUUUGGGGGCCUCCUUUCUAAGCAGUUUAAAUGAAGAGAGGCUUCUGGGAAAGUUAGCUUGUAUCACUCCAAGACAGGUCACUAUCUAAUAAUCCUGCCAGGCCCAUAGAGAAAGAGAGAUGCUGUGGUCCCACAAGGCAGAUACAAGAGGACAUCUUCCAGGCACCCCCGACAUUAAACAAUGAGGCUUAGAAAGAAAGAAAGAAAGAAAGAAAGAAAGAAAGAAAGAAAGAAAGAAAGAAAGAAAGAAAGAAAGAAAGAAAGAAGGAAAUCCGUUAUUUAUCCCCAACCGAUCAUGGUCUGAACAAGCUCGACACCUGUAAAUAAAUCAGUGUUGAGGACCAGAAAGAAAUCUGGUCGAGGGACUUUUUAUUUUUAUAUGGAAAAGAGCUGUAGACAUUUAAAGCCAACUCAGUCUGUCCACAAAGAGAUACAGAAACCUGCCUUAAUUCUGUGGAUUUCCACGCCGAACCACCAUCUGUGGGCUCAGCGGAAGCCUGACAAUAAAAGAUUGUUAGCUAA
Molecule: messenger RNA, 8676 nt
Organism: Erinaceus europaeus (western European hedgehog)
Lineage: Eukaryota; Metazoa; Chordata; Mammalia; Eulipotyphla; Erinaceidae
Gene: MYO10
Product: myosin X
Exons: 41
Coding region: 554-7123 (2189 amino acids)
Biological process (GO): signal transduction
Cellular component (GO): cytoskeleton; myosin complex
Molecular function (GO): cytoskeletal motor activity; protein binding; ATP binding
Source: RefSeq, a predicted model, not a curated record